Molecule: messenger RNA, 971 nt
Organism: Rubroshorea leprosula
Lineage: Eukaryota; Viridiplantae; Streptophyta; Magnoliopsida; Malvales; Dipterocarpaceae
Source: the annotation of a GenBank genome assembly
GAUGUGGGAUCUCAAACAUUUACAAACUAUUCAACAAACCCUACUUUCGCUGCUCCAACCUUUACCGUCGCAACUGCUCUUGAUGGACGUGCUUCUGGUUCACCGUCAAUCAAUACAAGGAGCUUUGCCAUCCCUUCGCCUAACGAGUCUGGGAAGAAGAUCGAGAUAUACUCGCUUGCAUUCUACACGGCUUGUACUUUUGGAGGAAUCCUCAGCUGCGGUCUAAUUCACAUGGCCAUCACUCUUCUUGACCUCGUCAAGUGCAGUAUGCAGGUAUAGAUCUAGUUUCAUUCUUUUGCUUAUUUUGCAUUUUCUAUGUGUAUUUUCUAAGUUGAUUCGAUGGUUUUAGUGUUGAUUAUUUUUGAGAUUAGAUCUGCAGUUGGCUUGUAUGUGAUUUGGCUGGAAUCGCUUCUUUUCUAGAAAUUCUUUACUCUUUUUAAUCUAUGUUCCUUUCUAUUGGUUGGAUCUAAGGUUGAUUUCUUUCUGUUGAGUAUUGCCUGAGAUUUGUUGGUUUUUCAAGUGCACUGUCAGUUAUUUGUUCCAUACAAACAUGAAGAGAAAAAAAAAAAAAGGAAGAUGAAAAGUUUUGAAUUGACAGAAUUGGGAAAAAAAGGAAUUUGAAUUUGAAGACAAGGAUCAGGGUUUAUGAUGUUAGACCGAUCCAAUUUGGUAACGAAGUGCUCUUCUUCAGGACAUCCUGUUGCCAAAUUUUUUUAAGUUUGGUAAGUCUUAUUCUGAUGAUGUUGGAGUUCCCAAGGCUUAUCUGGUUGUAUCGUCAGAUUACUUUGCUACGUCUGAAGAGAUUGCAGCACUUUCAGCUAUAACGUGGCAAAGGUUGCACUGCAGCUUAUCCAACCGUGGAUUUAAUGAAUGUUGAUUUGGAUGAUGACAUACAUAUAAUCAACUGUAUAAGAUUGUGAGUUCCUUUUGUCCUUACUUAAGUUCAUUUGUUAUAGAUUUAUCUGUUACUA